UGACCCAGGUCACGGACUAUAAUUAAAACGCCCUAAUUAAGCAUGUUUUAAUGCAUCUGUUUAAGAUAGAUUGUCACGACCUUUUUAUGAGCCAAAAGAUAGAUUGAAAAAAAAAUGCAUGACCCAUAAAUUAAAUUUAAUUUAGGUUGAUGUUCUUAAUCUGUCAUAUAUGUUUAAUGACAAAGGACAUGAAUGACAGCCGGGUGAUAUAAUGAGUGCAUAUCUAAAAAAAAAUUGGAUUGACUAUAAAUACAGCUGAAAAAUUACAGUAUUUCAAAUUAAAUAAAAAACUCCCUGUUCAGAGAAAAGCAAGUUCUUUACAUGAUGACGAUAUUUAUUUACAAUCUUAAGAAUUUCUUUUUUUUACUGCAAUAAUUUAAUUUAGUGCUGACAGGAUAGUUUUAAUUUAAAUUAAUUACCUUCAGAUGUGAAAUAAAUAACAACAACCAAAAACAGAUUGUUUUUAUUGAUCUUGUUACGACUUUUUCGAUUUUCUUAUAAAAUAUUAUUUGUUACAAUUUUCUUACUCUGUCUAAUAUCUGUGAAUGAACCAUUCGUGUUUCGAUGUGUACGAAUGUCUCGCUGUUCGUAGUUCUGAUGAAUCUGACCGGUAUGAAUCUGUCUUUUUCAGAUAGAAGAAAAAUGGCAGGAAAUUCUAAUACCUUUGAGGAAGAUUCCAUUUCAAAGUGGAGCAAUUCACAAAUGAAUAGAUUCCUAGAAGAAAUGCCAGGAUUUGGUGAGGAGGAGAGAGGGGUGGAAAGUAGCCCAAUUCAUUUUGGGACAACUUUUCACCCCAAAGUUUCUACUGGGAAAGGGUUCUAUGAACACCGGAUGUUUGAUGGUGAAUCUUCUUCUUCUUCUUCAGCCCUGUAAGUUUUGAUUUACAUGAUUUUUGUUUAUAUUGUUGAUUCGGCUUGUUAAAAUGAUUAUAAUCCCUAGGUGUAAAAUUCCUAUAACGCUUAGAUAAUUAGUGUGUACGUAGCAUGAACUUUCCUAAUGAAUACUAGUACACUGGCGAAUUUAGUAAUGUAUUGGUGUUACUGUUCUUUUUAUGGGAUGGAAUAGGAAAUAGAAGAGUAUUAAGACAUAAAAAAAACGUUUACAAUUGAUCCUAAGUAAAAAAAAUAACAAGGUGUCUCAGAUUAAUAUCUGUUGUAGAGUUGUUCGAAAAGAUGGUAAAAACAAGAAAAGAGGGAGGGAAGAAGAAGAGGAAGAUGGAGAAGAAGAGAAAGAGAAUAAGAAAAAGAUGUAAGUUCUUUUCCUGAAUGAAUACUAAAAGAUCAAAAUGUUAUAUUAAAAUACGAUAAAUGAUCGCUAUUAUUUGGAUAAGAGAAAGUAUGGAAAUUAAAAUGUUUAUGAUACAAUACAGAAUAAAAUAAAACCUCUGGUUUUGA
Mytilus trossulus (common blue mussel) is the source of this 1394-nucleotide messenger RNA. RefSeq lists its product as uncharacterized. The record is from RefSeq and is a predicted model, not a curated record. The coding region runs from base 565 to 873 and encodes 102 amino acids. The transcript has 3 exons. NCBI's taxonomy places the organism in Eukaryota, Metazoa, Mollusca, Bivalvia, Mytilida, Mytilidae.